This is a messenger RNA of Acaromyces ingoldii, 4833 nucleotides long. RefSeq lists its product as hypothetical. Bases 300 to 4739 code for a protein of 1479 amino acids. The record is from RefSeq and is a predicted model, not a curated record. Lineage: Eukaryota; Fungi; Basidiomycota; Exobasidiomycetes; Exobasidiales; Cryptobasidiaceae. The transcript is spliced from 2 exons.
CUCCCGGCGACUUUUCUUCCUCUUUUUCUUCCUCCUUCACACCACAUCCAUCGACACAUCCACGCCUGGACCCUCACCGCGACACACCAACGACGGCAGCAGGCAUUGGCCCUCUGUUUGCCACACAAUUACCUCUUCCCUGCCUGUCCUCUCUCGACACCUUUCAAGCGUAAGCCAGGACUAGGGUAGGAGAGGCAGAGAGAAUCCGACUGUUCGUCGCACCUUCAAAAAACGCGUCCGUAGGGGAACAUUGCGCGCAUACAAGGAGCGCCGCCGGCCUAAAUUGUGUUUCUUAGAGCAUGUCGACCGAUGCAGAGCCGGCGUCGGCGCCGGCAGCAGCAGGCGGGAGCAGUGCCGAGGCGUCGAGCAGCAAGGUGACGCUGGACACGCUCAAGCAGCGGCGCAUCUCGGCACGCCGCGCGCAACUCGAUGCCCUCCGACGGGCGCGCGACGCCGAGCUGCGAGAGCUGCGCUUCCUCCUGGCCCGGCGCGAGCGCUAUGGCGUCGAGGGCGGCCCGGCCAUUCCUCCCGCCGACGACCGGUGGGUCUUGGAGGGCGAGAAGGGCGGCGAGGAAGAGCAGGACGAGGAGCACGCGGAUCACUUCUUGAAAGAGUAUGCGUUGGAAGGGGGUAAAUCGGUCAGCGAGAUCCCGAUUCCGUCGCUGGAGGAGACGCGGGAGCGUGUAGCCAGAGAGGCCGGGUCCAAGCGCAAGCUCAACCUUCCUCAGAGACCGAAGCCAGAGGUGUCAACGCCGUCAUCGAGCAAGGUGGCCACCGUUGGCGCCGAGGCCAACGAAGGCAGCGCUGAAAAGCGGGCGAGGAGAACGGCGUCGCCCUCUGCCAAGACAGCAGCAGCAGCAGCAUCCCAGACAGCCGCGGAUACGCAAGCGACGGAUGCAACGACGGAGGCCAAGCAGUCGCAGACGACGGCUGCAACUGCAACGACGGCGCUCGGAACCGCAGCGAGCGAGACCGGCUCUUCGCAGACGACGGCAGCAGCGGUGUCUUUGUCUCAGUCGCAGUCGCAGGCCGAGCCGUCGACUCAGGCCCAGGAAAAGGAAAAGGAAAAGGCAAAGGCGGAUCGGCAGCGGCCGCCGUCGAUGCAUCCGCCUCCCUCGCCGGCGCCCCCUGCACCGCUGCUCCGACCUGCGGGUGCCGAUGCGCCGCUGCACCCCACGCUCCAGAAGCUCUCGCCGAACCCGCUCUCGAUCACCUAUGCCUCAUCGAUGCGCCCGCUUCCCCCCGAUCCCUUUCGCAAGUUCACGGGCACGGGUACCGGGGGCGGCGCCAUCCACCAUCGCGGCCCACGCAAGGCGCCCCAGCUGCCAGCCAAGAACGGCGUGCCUCCACCGAGCGGACCGGCCGGCGCAGGCGGCACAGACCUGUGGCGCUGGGCGGUGCGUGCACGCGCGAGCCCGGGCGGGGGAAUGGUGGGCAAGGCCGACAAGUGCCUCAUGACGACGGACUGGAAGGUGGCCUUUACCGAGCAGAAGUUCAUAAGGGCCAUGGCGCGCAUCGAAAAGAUGAAGUCGCAGGGCGAGUGGAGCUUCCGGCAGCCCAAGAAGCAAAAGGGCCCCGUUGUAAGGCGCGCCCACUGGGACCACCUGCUGGACGAGAUGAAGUGGAUGCAGACCGACUACCGCGAGGAGCGCCGGUGGAAGAUUGCCGUCGCCUUUGACCUCGCCCACGCUGUGCGCGCCUGGCACCGGGCCAGGACGGCCGAGGCGCGGGAGCGGCUGUGCGUCAAGACGAGGCCGCCCCGCUUCCUGGGCACCGAGGACGAGGAGUCUGCGAGGCGGGAGAGGGAGCAGGAGCAGGACGAGCAGGACGAGCAGGAGCAGCGGGAGCAGAGAGAGCAGGAACAGGAACAGGAGCAGAGGGACAAGGAGAAGGAAUGGGAGAGGGACAGGAAGAAGGAGGCCACGGUCAAGGAGGAGCCCGUGGACGACGAGGCAGGCGAUGGCGAUGAGACCAUGGUCGACGCUUCCAGAGUCCAAGAGGACCAACCCAACGAGGCUGGCGAGGCGAUGAAUGACGAUGCUCAGGCCGAAGCGGGGGCACAAGUCGAGGCAGACGCCGAUGCCGAUGAAGAUGCAGAUGCAGACGCAGACGCCGAUGCUGAUGCGGACGCUGAUGCCGAUGCCGAUGCCGAUGCCGACGAGGAUGCGCCUGGAGACGAGGACGCGCCGGGGGAGGAGGACAUCGACGCAGAGGGAGAGGAUGAUGACGGCGAGGUCGAGGCGGCCACGAGGUCGCUGGCAGCGGACCGAGAGGACAAGGAGAAGCUGGAGGUCGUGCACGAGCCCAGGGAGGAGAGCCACAUGCCAGAUCUGACCGAGGACAAGUCCAAGGAUGCCGCUCAUCAGUUGACAGCCAACGAAGAUGGCCCGGAGGAUGGGCAGCAGCGCGAGGCAAGCGGCAGCGUCGAGCGCGGUGGCGUGCGGCCAGGCGCACCUGCCAAGGAUGCCACGCUGGCCGAGGAAGGACAGGCGAUGCUUCCCAUGAAUGUCAUCUCCACCAUUCGAGCGCCGAUCUUUUCGACCAACGUCGCCGCCACCUUUGUCUCGCCCACUGCCCUCGUCGAGUCAUCGGAUCCAGAGGCGAUUGCCGAGCUGCUGGGCGUGCCCGUCGAACGGCUCGGCGAAGCACUGGACAUGGACCAGCUGUCGAUGUCGAGCCUGUUCCCCGAGCUGCCGAUCAUGGACCCGCCCUCGGCCGCGCACGACGGCAAGAACGACCGGCGGUGGGACGACGGCAGCCUCAACCAGCCCCCGCGGCUGGCCCACGUGAGCCGGCUCCUCGACUGCAAGCCGCUGCUCGUGUCCACGCUGCAGCCGUCCAAGAACCGGGCGAGGGGACAGUGGCGUGACGAUGGCGAGUGGAUGCUUGCGGCCGAGGCGGCGGACCCGAACAAGGGCCUGACGCCAGAGAUGCUCGACAUGGCCCCGAUCCCGGGCACGCUCCUCUUCACGCGCAAGUCCAACAAGGCCUCUCGCAACGAGCAGACGAGCACCUCGUCGACGGGCCAGCCCGUUGCACCGACCAAUCCCGACGUGCGCGCCUCGCAGUUCUACUGGGUCGCCGAGGAGGACCAGUACCUGAUGGCGCUCGUCAAGCAGUACGGCCAGCACUGGCAGCUCAUUGCAGACAUGUUCAACGCCACGAGGCUGUCGGUGCCCACCGACGUGCGCGAGCCGUGGGACUGCUAUGACCGGUGGAACCGCAUCCAGACGGCAGCCGCCGAGGGGAAGCCGCCGCCUGCGGCCCCAGCGCUGGCAUCGGCCGAAGAGGGUGGUCGCUCCCAGGACGAUGCAUCGUCGGCGGCGGGAGCAGCAGCAGCAGCCAACCCCAAGACGCUCGCAGCCAAGCGCGAGAAGUUGACAAAGAAGCUGGGACAAAAGUACGACGGCUCGCGCAAGAAGCUCCGGCGGGUAAACAUCACCGAGGUGAUGCGCAAGUGCGCCAAGCGGAGAGAGAUGCUGCAGCGGCCGCCGUCUAAAAAAGUGAAUCUGCAGUCGCACGAGACCCACGCCCCACUCAAGCCGGGGCCGGCUCCGACGCCGCAGCAGCUCAGCCUGAUCAAGUCGGAGCGCGACGAGGCGCAGAUGAGGCAGGUGCUGGCAUACCAGCAGCAGCAGAGGGCCGCUGUCGCGCAGGCACAGGCACAAGCCCAGGCCCAGGCGCAAGCGCAAGCGGCUGCGGUGGCUGCUGCUGCCCAGCAGCAACAGCAGCAACAGCAAGCUCAGCAACAGCAAGGCCAGCCACAGCAGCAGCAGCAGCAACCUUCCCAGCAACAGCAGCAGCCACAACAGCCACAGCAAGCGCAACAGCAGCAGCAGCAGCAACAACAACAGCAGCAGGCCGCCAACCAGCAACAACAAGCCCAACAGCAGCGCUUUGCCCAGCAGCAGCUUGCCAAUGCCCAGACGCAGCAGCAGCCUCGCCCAUCCACGCCGAACAUGCGGCCAGGUCAGCCUCCCCAGCAACAUCAGCAGCAAGGUCAACAGGCGCCUCAAGCAAAGGGCGCACAGCCGCCCCAGCGCGUGCCGACGCCGCAGAUGAACUACGCGCGGCCCCCGGGCCAGAAUCAGAGCCAGCAGCCGGCCACGAGCGGGGCACCUGCUUCGACGAACUUCCAAGCGCGUCCCGCUCCGACGUCGCAGGCGCCUGCCUCUUCAUCGGGUCCCGCGACGUCGUCUGCGCCCUCGGCCGGCUCGUCGCCCUCGUCGAACCCGUUCAACCUCCAGCCGGGCCAGCCGCUUCCCCUGCCGCUCCAGGCGCUGCAGCGAUCGCUGACGCAGAAUCUCAACCAGACGAACCUGACGCAGGAGCAGAUCCAGCAGCUCGCCUUGCAGCUCUUCCGCCAGGCUCAGCAGGGCCAGCAGCAGCAACAACAACAACAACAGCAGCAGCAGCAGCAGGGCCAGCAGAACCAGCAGCAGGGACAAGGUCAGGCUCAGGGACAGGGACAACAGGCUGCGAGGAGGCCGCCGGUCCCGCAGCAGCAGCAGGCGGGUCCGAACCAGAACCAAGGAGCAGCAGCCGCGCAACAGAAGCCGCCCGGCGUGAGGCCACCUCUUCCUCAGCAGCAGCAACAGCAGCAGGGCGGUCCCAAGGGUCCUCAAGCACCCGCUGGGACUCCCGCGGCGUCGGCUGCUGCUUCAGCAAACAACAAGGGCCCGGGCGCGGCCCCAGGCGGUGCUUCAGGCGCAUCUACCCCCAGCAAGAACUCCAAGUAGUCCUCACCCUUUUCUUCUUUCUCUCUCUCUUCACUUGUAUCACAUCACACGCACACGCAUAUCAUCGAGCAGACUAUCGCAAACAUACAAUGAC